Messenger RNA from Triticum urartu, 2023 nucleotides. RefSeq names its product receptor-like protein EIX1. Lineage: Eukaryota; Viridiplantae; Streptophyta; Magnoliopsida; Poales; Poaceae. The record is from RefSeq and is a predicted model, not a curated record. Gene Ontology annotation, molecular function: protein binding.
GCGGUUCAGUGCCCGUGGAGAUUGGCAAGCUUACAAAAUUGACUUACUUAGACCUUUCGUUCAACAACUUGAGUGGUGUGAUGACAGAAGAUCAUUUUGUUGGUUUGAUGAAUUUGAAGUACAUUGACUUAUCUGAGAAUUAUUUGGAAGUUAUUAUUGACUCGCAUUGGGUACCUCCGUUCAACUUGGAAUCAGCAUGGUUAUCAUAUUGUAAUUUGGGUCCCAAGUUUCCUAAAUGGCUUCAAUGGCAGAAGAGCAUCCGUGAACUUAUUAUUCCAAACACAGGUCUAGUUGAUAGGGUCCCAGAUUGGUUUUGGACUACCUUUUCUGAAGCUACAUGGUUGGAUAUCUCCUUGAACCAACUUAGCGGCGACUUAUCAUUCAAUCUGGAGUUCAUGUCAAUGACUACACUUUUAAUGCAGUCAAAUCUACUCACAGGUUUGAUACCCAAGUUACCAAGCACAAUUAAGGUAUUGGACAUAUCAAGGAACUUCUUAAAUGGGUUUGUAGCAGAUUUAGGAGCUCAGAAUUUGCAAGUUGCAGCUCUGUUUUCCAAUGCUAUAUCCGGGACUAUUCCAACGUCAAUUUGUCGAUUGCGGAAGUUGCGGAUCUUAGAUCUUUCAAACAAUCUGCUUUCAAAGGGACUUCCUGAUUGUGGCCAAGAAGAGUUGAAACAUCAGAACCCUUCUGGCAAUAACUCUUCAAAAUUCAUUUCACUGAGUUCUUUCAGUUUGAAUAUCACGGUUCUUCUUCUAAGCAACAACAGUUUUUCAAGUGGAUUUCCUUUGCUCCUACAACAAUGUCCGAGUCUUAGUUUCCUCGAUCUAACUCAAAAUAGAUUCACCGGAGAGUUGCCUGGGUGGAUCAGUGAAGCCAUGCCAGGUUUGGUUAUGCUACGGUUAAGAUCGAACAACUUUUAUGGUCACAUUCCAGUUGAAAUCAUGGGACUUCACAAUGUUCGGAUUCUCGAUUUGUCCAAUAAUAACUUUUCUGGGGCCAUACCGCAAUAUAUAGAAAACUUGAAAGCUUUGAGUAGCACUGAGACAACUAUUGAUAAUCCUUUCGAAGAAGCAUAUGAAGGUGAGUAUCGUUCCGCUCAUAUAGGAAUGGUUAAUGUUAGCAUCACGGUGGUGAUGAAAGGGCAAGAGCUUGAGUAUGGGGGCAAUAUUGUAUAUUUGAUGAGCAUUGAUUUGUCUUGCAACAAUUUGACCGGAGAAAUCCCAGAGAAACUAAGCUCCCUUGUUGGUCUCGUAAGUUUGAAUUUAUCAUCAAACUUGUUGAGUGGAAAUAUCCCAUAUAAUAUUGGCAAACUUCAAUCAGUGGAGUCUCUUGACUUCUCGAGGAACAAACUAGGUGGUGAAAUCCCUCGGAGCUUAUCAAAUUUGACAUACCUGAGCAAUUUAAACUUGUCAUAUAAUAAUCUAUCUGGAAGAAUACCCACAGGGCAUCAACUCGACACCCUCAAUACGGAUAAUCCGGCCUCUAUGUACAUUGGAAAUCCUGGUCUUUGUGGACAUCCAGUUCCAAUGCAAUGUCCUGGUCCACCUAGGGAUCCGCCCACCAACGGAGAUCCAACAAGGUUGCCGGAAGAUGGCUUGUCUCAAAUAGAUUGUCUUCUUGGAUCAAUUAUUGGUUUUGUGGUGGGCACUUGGAUGGUGUUCUUCGGACUUCUCUUCAUCAAGAAAUGGAGGUAUGCUUACUUUGGGCUACUCGACAACCUAUAUGACAGGUUGUAUGUCAUUUCUGUUGUUACUUGGCAAAAAUGGUUCGGACCACGGGUGUGAAUUAAGCAAGAACUACCAAAGAUACCGCUACAAGAUUAAGGGGCCUGGAAAACUUAUUGCUAUAUUGUAUUGUCAAACACUUUACCAUUUAUAACUUACUGAUGUAUCGUAUUGUAUCUUUGUACCGCCGGUGGAAGUUGUGCAUGCCACACGGUUGUCUCAUAAAAUAUAUGUAUCCUGCUAUGACAUACACAUUAAUGGUGUAAUAGUAUUCAGAACUACUUGGAUUUCUUAUGCCA